AUGAAGCCAGGAUGUGUGGCUUACCUCUGCCUUGGAUCGAUGAUCGGCCUCGUGCAGGGGAUCAGCACUGGCAAUAAUUCCGAGCCGGUGACCCUCAUUGUUGGGAGGGAAGGGAGGAACAGAUCAAGCCCAUUACUGUACGGAGUAAUGUUCGAGCUGCUACAAAAUAACGGCUUCCAAGGUACGAGUCUUGGAAUGACUUCAUACGCACCGGUCGGAGAUGCCGAGAUUUCUCAGGACAUGUCAAACCCUGUGAGCGAAGCGAUCACGUCUUCGCUCAAGGUUUCUGUGCCUGAUGGCGUUACCGAGUACGUCGGCUUCGCAAAUACCGGCUACCUCGGUGUCCCGGUCAUGAAUCACACGUACAGGAGCUCGUUCUGGAUGAAAGGAAACUACUCUGGAACGGUCAAUUUGCAACUCCUCGGAUCCGUUAGCGGUGUCGUGUAUGCCGAUCACAAUCUCACCGUUCAGAGCACCAGCUCAAAAUUCAAAGAAAUUGAAACGUCAUUCAAUUCUACUCAGUCUCCGGAUGGGGAUAACGAGUGGCAUCUGACCGUCGAUGGAUCGAAAGUGGCUGGCAGCUCAUUGAACUUUGGCUUAAUCCAGUUAUUCCCACCGACGUAUAAUGACAGAGAUAAUGGGUUGCGGCAUGAUUUAGCCACAGCUCUUGAGCACGUCAACUCAGCCUUUCUUCGAUUUCCAGGUGGAAACAACAUCGAGGGCUUGGAGGUCGACAGUAGAUGGAAAUGGAACACCACGAUCGGCCCUCUCGUUGAGCGCCCCGGACGCGAAAGCGAUUGGUUCUAUCCAAACACAGACGCGCUUGGCCUUGAUGAGUACCUAUGGUGGUGCGAAGAUAUGAACAUGGUUCCUCUCCUGGCUGUCUGGGCUGGAAAGUCUUAUGGCGAUAUUGUUUCUGGCCCGGAUCUUGAACCCUUCAUUGAUGAUAUCAUGAAUGAGAUGGAAUACCUUUUUGGUAGUGAAGACACCCAUUACGGAAAGAUGCGCGUUCAGAACGGCCAAAAGAAGCCCUGGAAAGUCGACUUUAUUGAGAUUGGCAACGAGGACGAUCUCACUGGUGGCUGUGAUACUUACCCGGAUCGCUUCAACCAGAUCUACAAGACGAUACACGACAAAUACCCGAACAUCACGCUAGUCGCCUCUAAUGGCAACUACUCGUGCCUGCCGUCGCCACUGCCACAGAAUGUCAUCAUCGAUCUGCACUUGUAUCGCCAGCCUGAUGAUUUUGUGGCCCUGUUCAAUCAAUUUGACAACCAGCCCCGAAACCAGUCCCUCAUGGUUGGUGAAUACGGGUGUCGGAAUACGUCGAGCGCCCUUGGAACUUACUGGUCAUUUAUGCAAGGCAGCUGCAGUGAGGCUGUUUACAUGAUGGGCAUGGAGCGGAACAGCGAUAUUGUGAAAAUGGCAGCGUAUGCGCCAUUGCUUGAACAUUUCGGAUUCAUAUCGUGGUCGCCCACCAUGUACGGCUUCAACUCGAGCCCAGAGACAAUCACACUCUCAACGUCCUACUAUGUGCAGCGGAUGUUCUCCUCAAACAAGGGAAACACGGUUCUUCCAGUCAAUUCAACGGGGGAAUUUGGCCCACUGUACUGGGUGGCCACGAAGACCGACUCCAGAUACUUUAUGAAAGUUGCGAAUUACGGGCCAGAUGAACAGAACGUCACUAUCAGUAUUCCGAAGACGGAGUCAGGGAGGCUGGAGAUGCUGGCUGGCUCUCAGAACGAGGGUAAUCAGCCUUUCAAUGUAACGGUCAUGCCGGUUACUACUAAUCUAAAGGGUGAUCAUGGAAAUUAUUCGGUGACCAUGGCGCCAUGGGCUGUUGCUGUUUUGAUCGCGACAUGA
Messenger RNA from Penicillium maclennaniae, 1863 nucleotides. RefSeq names its product alpha-L-arabinofuranosidase A. Bases 1 to 1863 code for a protein of 620 amino acids. Gene Ontology annotation, molecular function: alpha-L-arabinofuranosidase activity. Gene Ontology annotation, biological process: L-arabinose metabolic process. Lineage: Eukaryota; Fungi; Ascomycota; Eurotiomycetes; Eurotiales; Aspergillaceae. The record is from RefSeq and is a predicted model, not a curated record. The transcript is spliced from 3 exons.